This is a messenger RNA of Spirometra erinaceieuropaei, 3823 nucleotides long. The record is from the annotation of a GenBank genome assembly. NCBI's taxonomy places the organism in Eukaryota, Metazoa, Platyhelminthes, Cestoda, Diphyllobothriidea, Diphyllobothriidae.
AUGGAGAACAUUGAGCUUGAUGAAGACGCUUUCAUGGAAUUGCUUGAACUCCCGGCCUGGCUACAGAUUCGCAGUGCAACUUGUACGCGCCUGUCCAUAAAAGUAACGCGAGUUUGCUGCUUUAAUUUUUUCAGAUCCCCUGGACUCACCUGAAGUCUCAGCCCAUCAAUGCGGUAAUGCACUUUAAAUAUUGCUUAUUUAGGUAGACUCUGGAGUUCGUGACUGCGCAGGUUGAGGUGCUCACAACGCCGCGCACUAUCCCUCAACAAUCGGCACCAAGCUACCGGUUUGUAGUUAUUUUUUAAUCAUGCUUUUCCAGCACUGCGGGCGGACGAUACGGAUUUGUUGACAAGGUUAUCGAUGGCGUUUCAUUGAGAAUUCACGAACUAAAGAUAGAUGUUCUUGCAAAAACCUUUGUUUCAUCAAUUCAAGUACGUUAUACUUUGCCUUUUACCAUCCCGAGAUUUGCGCGUAGAAGAACUUUUGUCCGUUCUUAUGCUUAGGGAAACUUCCUUAAAAGCGGUAUUUUUACGUUUGUUUGAAUAUCUGAUCGUAUACUUCCUAUCAUUCGUAACUCUUUGGGAUAGAAUUACAAGCAACACUUAAUCAAGUUGCGUCAGUGCUUCUUUGGUGCAGAUCAAAAAAUGUUUGAGUUAAGAUAUUCUUAUAUAAUUUUCAUACCUGGUGCAUGGUGCCGUCAUGCAUGGAUAGUCUUGUCAAACACCUCUUCUUAGAAGUUUUAAAUCUUGCGCAAGAAUUUACUCACAUGUUGUAUGGAUAUCUCAAACAACAUACCACGUGUUGUGCCGCGUUACUUAUACAGUACUGUAACUGGUCAGCCAAGGGCUUCAUUUACGGUUUUUUGUCUUAGGUUUAAUUACGUAGGUCGCCCCCAGUAAAGAAUUAAAUGAAACGAAUAAUUAUUGUUGAUUCCUGCAGGACAGAAAAUAAAUAACUAUUUUGGAAGCUCCAUGGGGGUUUUCGAAGCUGGCACGCACGCUCGGGGGUGAGGAGGUUAGUCAUUGCCCAGGCAAACAUCAUUUAUCGGAACACAAAAUGUUGUCUAGUUUGGUCGUUUUUUCGUCCUUGAAUCCUGCACGGUACUGUUUCCACGACCUUUUAUCCAUUGGAAAUAAAUGUGCAAGUAAAUACGAAGUAAAUAUGUAUCACUAUGGUGCCGGAUUACUAAAAAACCGGUGGACAUAGGCGGCUGUAGGGCAUUUGAAUUCGAGCUAGCCUUCUGCAUUUUCGUAAGAAUGAUUUCCACCAACUAUGAAUGUAGACAAAUCCCAAUAUUCAGAUAUUCGGAAGAGGCUCCUGUGUUGAACAGGAAAGGACAGGGACGGAAAGUGGUCAAAGAGGCAUAGAAGUCGGCCAGUGACUUUGAGGAAGCGUUCUGAAAAGUGAAAAGCAACCGAAAACGCCGUUGUUGGGCGUCUUAGAAGGAGUCUUACGUUUUUACGUGUUACAGGUCCGCAUGUGUAGACUCACAUAAGUAGGAAGACAGCAGCGGGGUUUUCUUUCCAGAUAUAUAACAUGCCAAAAUGUGCCAAUCUUCCUUUCCGGCCUGUUCGACGCAAACGAGAUCUCCUCGUUUAUACCAUAGAUGAAAAUUAGGUCUCAGUAAUAAAACAAAGGGAAAUGCUGAUUGCGUUCCUCACUGGUCUUUCUCUGUCUUUUUAGCUGUCGAACAUUGUGAUGACAAACAAAAAACCAAAUUGGCAGCCGGGCCCAUUAAAUUUGUCUUUCAUUGGCUGUCCUGGUCAAAAUGCAAUCCUACUUUUCAAGGAAGUGUGCUGGGAAAGUACACGAAUCGAAGCCAACGGUCUGACAGAGUAUGCAAACAUAACGCCCGUAAAGAUGAUCACGAAUGGGGCUUGUUUACGUCUGACUCUUAAGAAGAGCCUUCUGGGUAAGAUUGCGUUUUUUUCUAUCUGUCGUAUUCUGUGGCAAAAGUUGUCGGUAGGGACACUUGAAAAUUAUUUUAAAUUUUGAAAGCAAAACGCUCCCUCGUACAGGCAGGGCGUUGCGUGGUACCGAAACUGGUAAUGCAGACCAUGUUCUCGUCCGCGCACACGUGACUGUUCUCUCCUCACGUGCGGUGUAUAUGUCACGUGCAGCACACUUUGUUGUCGCAUAACAUUGAAUAUUUAAAUUUGUCUACAUUCACGAAAACUUGGCCACUCCUUGUAACCCGAAUCAAAGAAGAAGAGGGCAAUAGAAAAUGGUCAUUACUGAAGUCCUUACCCCUCUAGGCUGCUAAUAAAAUUCCAGGAUUUACCCGACAUCGCUGUACGAAGUGAAUCAGCUCAAAUGACAGCUCGAGCUGGCUUCUGCAACGGUGGUACUUUUAGCAAGCCUCAGAAAACGACGAAGAAAUUAGCUGAAGAUCACCACAGAAACUUUUAGGCCAAAAUGACAACCCCCCGGGGGCAGGUCCCAAACAUCCGUAAAACUCGGCAAUUGCCAAAUUAUCCGUCGGGUUAGUGUCAGGUCCUCUGAUCGCGAUAUGUGUGGCGGCCUGAUUGCCGACGACUUGGCCGAAGUCGGACUUUGACAUGAAUACUUUGAGCACCUUCUCGAUUUCGAUGACAAAUCCGUCAUCCCUUUAUCUGCUUUGUGGCGUGGUUUUGUUCUUCCGGCCCAUGCAAUGUCGGAUGCCCAUCCUUCUCAGGUAGAAAUCACCAAUUAAAUAGUGAUGUUGCGCAACAACUGAGCGCUCAAAAAGGACAGUGUUCCCGCUGAAGUGCACAAGCCUUGUGUCGACACUAUGGAGUCACGACUCCGUCAACUGAUUGAGCGUGCAUCAAAAUAUGGGCUUCUUUCUAGUGACUGAGACUCGGCCACUCCUAGACCUGCCAUCGGGGGGGGGGGUAAGACAUCGCGAGAAGUGCCGCGGCACAGUCCUGUCAACAGUCCCUCAAAGGUUUUACGUUGUCAUUGUCAGAUUUCAGAGUAUGCGUACCCGAGAACGCUGCGUAACGAAUCUGGAUUCUGCCAUUUGAAUAUUUACGCUGUCUGUGGCUAGUGACGGAGCCAUAUGCUGUGUCAGUAAAAAUCAUCCCAUGAUUAGGACCCGCCGUCACCCUACCCUGAGCGAACUCUUUCCCGUUGCGAUCUCCCCCCAGCUGUUCUAUAUUUUGUCUGGCCUUCGACAAGGUUGCAUUCUGUCGCCCAUUUUGUUGAACAACGCCAUUUCCUGAAUUCUCGCACAAACCUUACGUAGUUUUGACAUUGUGGAUUCAUCUCUAAAAUGCCGCCUGACCAACUUAGAUCGCACUGCUAUCGUCAAGCCACGCAGUCUCGGGUUUACGAGGUUGCUUACUUAUUCGUCUUAUUCGUCAACACAAAUGAAGAUGAAAGCGUCUCUGGUCUGACCCGAAGAAGGUACAUUGUCCUCUACGCCCAUGAGUUCGGCGUUGCUGUAUAACUAUAAGCGAUGAGGUCAGAUCGAAGCCUUAUUUGACAGUACAGCAAGAUCUGCAGGUGGUUCCUGAACCAUCAAUAUUCGUUGAUGAGGAAUAGAAUGGAUUGAGCUCUCUAGGUCCGCCCCUACAAAUCGUCAAGCAGGCAAAGGUACAGUCGGCGAAAUAAUCAGGCGGGUCGAAUAAGGCAUGAGUACGACCGUGCAAAGUAAAAUGAUGCGUCUGUAAAUAUCCUGGGCGUAAGGAAGCUCGAUGGCCGUAAUUUCUGAUAUGUUCGCCAUUCUUACCUGUUCUUAACCACGUUUGCAUGACACUGCACGUAAGUCGGUGCUAGGGUAGGCAGUUAAACUGCCCCUUUUUAUACUGCACUGUUCCUUCCAGGCCUUCGGGGCCGAUAG